UUCUCUGAUGGGUCCGCAGCGUUUCAGAACUCGUCACUCUGUAUCUCCUGAGGGUCCCAGAGGAAAACGUGGGGUAAAAUAGUAUCAACGAGAACCUAGAGGCAGACGGGAGCUUCCGAGGAAAGACACUGAGGAAAAGGAUUUUCAUUCUUCGAACCCAUCUUUUUGAAAACAUUAGGCACUGUCCAGGUUACUAUGGAUACCAUGGUGAAGAAGACAUGAUCCCUGUCUUGGAGAAACCCACAUUCUUGUAGAGAGAGCAGAGAGCAGAGAAGUGAUAAGAAUACUGUAUGGUGGGUGCAGUAAUUAAGUGUCCUGGGUUUGCUGAGGAGCACAAUGGUAAGAGAACGGAGAACAACGUCACAGCCUCAAAGGCAGUUUCUUAUUCAUUGUGUUGUGAAACUGCCUCCUUUUCAAUAGCAUACAUCAUUUUAAUCCACAUUAUGGCUCCUGCAUUUUUCCAGAGAGGCUGAGAAAGUGAAAGACCCAUCCUUUCUAAUUAUACUUCAGAGAACCCUUUUGGUGCCAUUUAGUUGAGGAGAAGAAUCCUUUACUAUUCACAAGUAACAGUUCCUCUACUGGGAUGAAUUUGCUCACAUCCUCUUGGAGACCACCUCAACGCAUGGAUAGCCUUGAGUCAUGGGCCUACAGGAAGAUUUUAAAGCAUUUUUACCAAAAUCAGCCGGUGGUUUCCUUCUGUCCGGAAGUCUUCCUUAAAAGAGCUGUCCCCUGAGAUUAAGAGAUCCUCGAAGUAGGAGAGCUUUCAAAGACCAGGUCAGGAUCAGAUGCAUCGGUGUUUUAUCGUGGUGCCAGUCAACCCCAGGAUGGAGAUCUAUCUUCCUUUCACCAGAUACUAAAGCGUCCUCCAGAUAGAAGAAGGAAAUCAUGGCGUCAACUCCUUUUGGUUCCCCUGGAUGACCUGUUUCUUCAUUCUUCCCGAUCCCAGGCCACUUCUGAGCAGCUCUAUAUGUAUCCUACUGCCCUCAUGGAAAUAGCUCUGUCUCCUAGCAGGACCCCUUGCUUAUCUGCAUCUUAAGACCUAUCGAGACACAAAAAAAGAGGCGACCCCCGGACCAGCGCGAGGGACCCACCCGCACGAUGACCGAGACCACCAAGACCCACGUAAUCUUGCUUGCCUGCGGCAGCUUCAAUCCCAUCACCAAAGGGCACAUUCAGAUGUUCGAAAGAGCCAGGGAUUAUCUGCACAAAACUGGAAGGUUUAUUGUGAUUGGUGGGAUUGUCUCUCCUGUCCACGACUCCUACGGAAAACAGGGCCUUGUGUCCAGCCGGCACCGCCUCAUCAUGUGUCAGCUGGCGGUGCAGAAUUCCGACUGGAUCAGGGUGGACCCCUGGGAGUGCUAUCAGGACACCUGGCAGACCACGUGCAGCGUGCUGGAGCACCAUCGGGACCUCAUGAAGCGGGUGACUGGCUGUAUCCUCUCCAACGUCAACACACCUUCCAUGACGCCAGUGAUCGGACAGCCCCAAAAUGAGACCCCCCAGCCCAUUUACCAGAACAGCAACGUGUCCAGCAAACCCACUGCAGCCAAGAUCUUGGGGAAGGUGGGAGAAAGUCUAAGCCGGAUCUGCUGUGUCCGCCCACCAGUGGAGCGCUUCACCUUUGUGGAUGAGAACGCCAAUCUGGGCACGGUGAUGCGGUACGAAGAGAUCGAGCUGCGGAUCUUGCUGCUGUGUGGCAGUGACCUGCUGGAAUCCUUCUGCAUCCCCGGGCUCUGGAACGAGGCGGAUAUGGAGGUGAUCGUCGGGGACUUCGGGAUCGUGGUGGUGCCCCGGGACGCAGCGGACACAGACCGAAUCAUGAAUCACUCCUCAAUACUCCGCAAAUACAAAAACAACAUUAUGGUGGUGAAGGAUGACAUCAACCAUCCCAUGUCUGUUGUCAGCUCAACCAAGAGCAGGCUGGCCCUGCAGCACGGGGACGGCCACGUGGUGGACUACCUGUCCCAGCCGGUCAUCGACUACAUUCUCAAGAGCCAGCUGUACAUCAACACCUCGGGCUAGCAGCCCCCCCGGCGCCCCGCUCCGCUCUCCCCUCGUCCUCCGGCAACACACUGGCCCCUCCAGCCUCUGUCCGUCCCCCCGUUCUUCUCCUGCCUCUGUUGCUCCAUCUCCUCCUCUUGACUGUUCCCCCCACUUGCUGGCUCAACCCUGCCGAGUGUGGGGGACCUGCAGAGAACCACCGCACACCCUACUCAGCAGUCAUCUUUGGACAGACUGUCCUCUCGUCUCCGGGUUGGGGGUGGGUGAGGGAAGAGGGGUGGGAGCGGGGGGAAGUGCAGUCCCUGGGGACGUGCUGGCGUCUGUCUCCCAGCAUGCUCCCAGCGCGGCUCCGGUGCCCGUCCUCCCAGCAUGCUCUGGGGAGGCGGCUCUGGCUCUCGCCUUCCCAGCAUGCCCUUUACCACGAAGGGCUAUUUUGUUCUUUCCUUUCUUUCUUUUCCUUUCUUCUCUUGUUUUUUUUUGUUCUGUUUUGUUGUUCUUGUUGUUGUUCACUCCUCAUAGAAUUUGGAUGAAAUCCGUGUCCGUGGUUCUUUAUGUUUGUAGUCUUGAUGCCUUCCUGUGGUGGUAACUUCCCUUUGGGUGGGACACCAUGGCCAGCCUCAGCGUGAGAGCCGCACCCGGUAAAGAAGGCCAAGCCACCUGCACCUUCCCGACACCCCGCACUUGCCCACUCACGCCCCACACACCCCCCCCACACACAGCAGCUGCCGACUAGGCUCAGGACCGAGGCUUUCAGUUUCCAAAACCUGGGAGGCAGGUCUGGGAAUAGUAGGGUUUCUCAGAAGAAUUCGUGUCCAUUUCCUUAGUUUCAGAAGACCAUUGUCCCGAUGCUCUGCGCCUGUGAUCACACGGAGCCAGUCCGUCCCUAUAUCCAGGUGGCAUCUGUACGCUUCCUCCUUCGGGCUGUGACUGAUGGCAGAGUGGGUUCCCUGCCAGCCCAGCGUUCCCAAGAAUCCUUCAGGUCACCACUAAGCCCUUGGAGGUCCUACCUAGCCACGUUCCUGCCUCAGAGAAGAAUCACCUAUUCAAGGCCAAAUCCUACUAAUGCAGGCAUUUCAGAAAUAAAAUAUGCUAGGAAUUCACUCAACCCUAGAGAUCUUUGGUAAUUGGAAUUAUUUUUUGCCUGUUUGGCUGGGAACAUUUUCUGUCAUGAUGCAAGUCCAGGAUGACCAAGGAGAGAGAGGCCUGUUGCCCUGAAGGGAAUUGAUGGUUCUCACCUUCUCUUCCUGCAGGGACCCAGGCGGUGCCCAAGGUCAGUUUCUUCUUGAGACGCAGUACCUCGGCCUUGUUACUGGAGCUGGUCGUAUCUCCUGCAGAGCCCAGAACCACAGUCACUGCCUGAGGAAAUCUGUCUGACAGGGGAGUGGGUUCACAGAGCAGAGAUCAUGGCGGAGAGGGCAUUAAGAGCCACUAGAUGGUUUCAUCCUUUUUCUAAUUUCUUACCUUCCUCUGCUGCUCCUGCAAAACGUUCUGACAGACUGUUCUAGUUGUUCAGGUCUCGCUCAUGCCCCGUUUUGAGACCCAAAAGGAAAUUAUCGUCUUGUGCUCUCUCUCUUCUAGUCCCUGGCUCUUGGGCUUUUGGUUGUCUUCAUGGAAUGAAGCAACAGGAUGCUUUAAUCAAAAUCUAGUAGCAGUUACGGCCCCGGAGGGGUGAGCUGAGACCUGACAUCAGGGACACCAUUCUUCAGUGCCCAUUUCACGUCUGUGACAGUCUUCAUAGCCUCCAGGGAAAGGAACUGGAUGCAACAGAACGACAUGUUCAGGUAGCAUCCAGGAAGGUAUUAUUCCUUUUGGAUUUUGGAAAUAAUCUCUAGGGGAGGAAAUGAAGAACCUAUUCUUGGGUCUCAGUGUUUGCUUAAGGACCAUGGAAGCUAAAUGAAAAAAAAAAAAAAAAAAACCUUUCAGAGAUUAGUUGAUUCAAUAUUCUCCUUUAAAAGAUGAGGGAGCAGAGAUCUGCUGGAUUAAAUGGCUGGUCCAAGUUUAUACAGCAAGUGUAGAGCCUGGCAAAAGGAUUUUGUUUCCCUGACCCUUAGGACUUUGUACCACAUGAUCUCUAUCCCCCCAGUUCCCCUUGAUACUGACCAGGUAAUCAGUGGUUUCUACUCUUUUCAGCCUUUACCAGGCAUCUUUCUCUUAAAUCGUGUCUUACCCAGGUGCUCCUGUAUAUCGCAUAGUGUAUGCCAGUCUUGAGGGACGAGGGAUGUGAUGGGGAGGAAGGUUAUAGCUCAGAAAUCAAGAGAUCUCAGCAGUUUAGAGGAAAUCCCAAAAUAGUGACCCUCUGAAUCCAAGAAAGGAUGCUCUAUGGAAGCUAGGAAAGACCUCAAAUGCUCAAGAUGACACUGAAGAGAGAGAGAAAGAGACAGAAGAGUCUUUGGGCAAAACAGCCCUAAGCCAAGAAAAGAAAACAUUUUCAAGGAUGUGAAGUUUAUCUAUGGUUUAAUUUGUUAUGAGGAUCUACAUGAGCAGAACAGAGAAACCGAACAUCUUUUGUCUGUUUGAUGCACCCCAUUAUUCUUACGGGCUCUGUGGCCAGGCCCCCUUUAGUCCACAGCCCGUGAGAGGGAACCUGCGGGACCGGCUGUGCGUGGCUGGUGUGGGGUAGGAUGCUGCACAGGAAGGAAAAGAACAGGGGCAUUAGAAGAUGUCUGGAAUGAAAGGGGGCAGAUCUUAUCUUGGUGGAUCACAGGGAUUGUAUUAAAAUAGCUUUCCUUAAAGCCAAGAAAAAGUGAAUUUUCUUUUGGGUAGAAUUUUCCAUUCCCCAAACUGUGCCAUUCGUCAUUUGCUCGGGGGAGGUCAGAGGCCCCCUCAGUCCAGGGCAGGACACUGUGGCUGUGAUCCUGCAAAGGCUAGCACCAGAAAGAUUCAGAGUCUGAAGUAGGGCCCCAGGUGACAUGAGGAUGCCCUCUAGGCCCUGAUUUCCCCUUUGGGGUCCCCCUUCUUCCUCCAAAGGCCAACGCAAGGCUGGGUUGGCUCUGAGAAAGGCAUGGGCUGCAAUGAUCUUGUUAAGAGGGGUCAGGAGCCUCAUUUCCUGCCUACCAGUGAAAAACAUCUCUCCUGUUCUGCAGAAAGUGUCUGAUAUGGGUAAGAACAGGCAGGAGGGAAGCCCUUUGUGCCCGUGACUCUCCUCGAGGAGUGGCCCUCUGGGGAGCUCUGUGCUGCUACCUGGUACCUCAUUCGCCACCCCCUCCCCCAGGCCGUCUCUGGGUCCUUCUUGCUUUCAUUUUCCUUGAAUGUACAUAGGAACAGGGGAGGAAAGUCUCUUAUUGAAGUGCCUGAAACCCAGAGCUACAGCUUCUCGAGUUGCUCUUCUUCCCACGUCCGCGUGGAGGACCCUCCCCAGCAUUCUCUGGUCUCGUGCUUCACCUUCUCAGAAAGAAUAGAAGAACUCGCUGUUCUAAUUAAGUAGAAAGUGAGACUCAGUCAUCAAACUGCAGCAAAAGGCAGAGAAUUUUAGGAAGACAUGACUGUAUUUUAACAACCCAAUCUCCUCUCCCAAACGGACAUAAACACACUUUAGGAGACUAAGAGAGAGAAGCAUGUUAUUUUAUUCCAUUCAUCAAAAGAGUGACGCAAAACUAAAUCCAUAGACUAUGAAAAGCUCAGGAUCUCUCCCAAGGCUACCACAGGAAGGCCGACAGGUGAGAUGGGGGAGGAUAGAAACAGGGACUGAUUUUGUAGCUCCUGCCAUUAGGACACCCGAGGAAUAGCACUGUGGUAAAGGAGCACACGCUUUCGGUCGGAUUCAUCCAGUCUACACCUUCCUCGAGCUGCAGGGUGAAUGCAAUUCUUCAUGGCCUUACUUGGUUGUGUCAGUUUGGGGUGUCCUAUUCGCCUGUUCCAGGUAUUUAGGAAUGAGCUACUCUCUUUUUCUUCAAUCUAGCCCAGGUCCAAAACUCAGUUUGAUCCAAACGGUCUCAUGGAUUAGCAUGGGGAGGGGGAAGCUUUUUUUUUUUUUUUAAUCACUUUUGGUCACUGAACCUGCCAUUUUAAGAGUAAGAUUUGCUUUAUGAAAAUCACUCCAUUCAUAAAAACUACACUGAAGUUGCAACACCAUUUCAUAGUGAAAUAUUUUGAGUCAAAUUUUGUUGCUAGGAUAGUCAUGGACAAAAGUUUUAUCAGCAAAAUGUUUGAAUUACAUUAAUAAAUAAGACAAUGCUACUA
Messenger RNA from Neogale vison (American mink), 6180 nucleotides. It is a transcript of the gene NMNAT2, whose product is annotated as nicotinamide nucleotide adenylyltransferase 2. The transcript is spliced from 15 exons. Gene Ontology annotation, cellular component: Golgi apparatus. The record is from RefSeq and is a predicted model, not a curated record. The coding region runs from base 1099 to 2022 and encodes 307 amino acids. Gene Ontology annotation, biological process: NAD+ biosynthetic process. Gene Ontology annotation, molecular function: nicotinamide-nucleotide adenylyltransferase activity; nicotinate-nucleotide adenylyltransferase activity. Lineage: Eukaryota; Metazoa; Chordata; Mammalia; Carnivora; Mustelidae.